This is a messenger RNA of Phytophthora sojae, 1149 nucleotides long. RefSeq lists its product as hypothetical. Gene Ontology annotation, cellular component: nuclear pore. The record is from RefSeq and is a predicted model, not a curated record. The transcript is spliced from 4 exons. Gene Ontology annotation, molecular function: RNA binding; ubiquitin binding. Gene Ontology annotation, biological process: RNA export from nucleus; transcription-dependent tethering of RNA polymerase II gene DNA at nuclear periphery. Bases 25 to 1149 code for a protein of 374 amino acids. NCBI's taxonomy places the organism in Eukaryota, Oomycota, Peronosporomycetes, Peronosporales, Peronosporaceae.
GCAGCAGGGAGAGCAGCGUCCAGCAUGUCGUUCGGCCAGCCCGCGCAGGCCGGCGGGUACCUGAACCCGAACAAUGACUACACCAUCGGCGAGACCAUCAACGACGGCAUCCAGGACCUGGCGUGGAGCCCCACGAGCAACGUGCUGGUGUCCGGCAGCUGGGACAACUACGUGCGCUGCUGGGAGGUGCAGCAGCAAGGCACGCAGUUCAACGCAGUCGCCAAGGCGCAGAUCGCGCACGAGGGGCCGGUGCUCUGCACGGCCUUCAGCGGGGACGGCAGCACGGUGUUCUCUGGAUCAUGUGACAAGACGGCCAAGAUGUGGACGCUGAACGGCCCCGCGCAGGGCCAGCAGAUCGCCGCGCACGACGCGCCGAUCCGCAGCAUUGCAGCGAUUCAGGAGGCCAACUGCGUGGCCACGGGCAGUUGGGAUAAGACGAUCAAAUACUGGGACACCCGGUCGCCCACGCCCAUGGCCUCGGUGCAGCUCUCGGAGCGCUGCUACGCCAUGGACGUCAAGCACCCGCUGCUGGUCGUGGCGACGGCCGACCGCCAGGUGCACGUGUUCGACAUCCGCAAACCUUCGCAGAUCUACAAGUCCAUCCAGUCGAACCUCAAGUUCCUGACGCGGACGAUUGCGUGCUUCCCGGAUGCUUCGGGUUUCGCUAUCGGAUCGAUCGAGGGACGCUGUGCCAUCCAGCACGUUGAAGACAAGGACAAGAGGUUCUUUCCUGCGGCAACUUUUUAUUUGUUAUCAGUUGGUGAUACUAACAUCGCUUUGUGUUGCGAUCUCAGGAACGACUUCGCAUUCAAGUGCCACCGCGACGGAUCGGAUAUUUACCCGGUGAGCAGCAUCGCGUUCCACCCGUUCGGUACAUUCGCCACCACGGGCGGAGACGGCACGUUCUGCUUCUGGGACAAGGACGCUCGCCAGAAGCUCAAAACUUUCAACAAAUGCAACCAGUCGAUCACGACGGGCAAGUUCAAUGCGCGCGGAGAUAUCUUCGCCUACACGUUGUCUUACGACUGGUCCAUGGGCGCGGAGAAGUACAACCAGAGCCAGCCGAGCGUCAUUCGGCUGCACAGCGUGGCCGAGGCGGAAAUCAAGCAGAAGAAAAAGCCAGGUACUGGGUCGCGGAAUUCGUUCUAA